ACAGGCUGUCGAAGUUGAGGCUGGGCUGAGCUCGGAUGUGGCUACAGAGGCAGUAGAUGGGACAGUGCCUGGUGCUUGGGAUAAGUGUGUGACACACUCAGGUGAUGUCCUGCUCUCUGGACGACACCAUCUUGAGAAGCCAUCUACAACAGCUUCGGGCAGACUCAUCAUGUGGACGCUUGCAGCCUUUCUGCUUCUGAUUCCAAGCUGUGGGCAAGCUGCUACUCUGGAGAAGCCUGUAUUGUCUCUACACCCACCCUGGACCACCAUCUUCAAGGGGGAACGGGUGACCCUACGGUGUGACGGGUACCACCCUCUGCUGCUAGAGCUCCGGCCCAUCAACACUCUCUGGUAUUUGGGCCACGUCCUCCUGCCUUCCCACAAGAAGAGCAUUGAGGUGCAGGCACCAGGGGUGUAUCGAUGUCAGACAAGGGGAGCACCCGUCAGUGACCCCAUCCACCUCUCUGUAUCUAACGACUGGCUAAUUCUGCAAGUGCCCUAUGCCCCGGUGUUCGAGGGCGAGCCCCUGGUGAUGCGCUGCCGCGGCUGGUACGACAAAGUCGUCUACAAGCUCCACUAUUACCACGACGGCCAGGCUGUGAGGUACUUCCACUCCAGCACUAACUACACGGUGCUGCAGGCGCGAGCCAGCGACAGCGGCCACUACCAGUGCUCAGGCACCAUGCGCAUCCCGGUGGAGAGCGCGCCCAUGUUCUCCUCCAAGGUGGCUGUGACCGUGCAAGAGCUGUUCCAGACGCCGGUGCUGCGGACGCUGAGCCCGCAGGAGGCGCGCGGCCGCGUGGUGCUGCGCUGCGAGACGCGCCUGCACGCGCAGAAGCGGGACACGCCGCUGCAGUUCGCCUUCUACAAGUACAGCCGGCCGGUGCGCCGCUUCGACUGGGGCUCCGACUACACGGUCCCCGAGCCCGAGGCCGCCGAACUCGAAUCGUACUGGUGCGAGGCGGCCACCGCCACCCGCAGCGUGCGGAAACGCAGCCCGUGGCUGCAGCUCCCCGGGCGGGGCUCUGUCCCGGAUCUGGCCCCCACCCCCGCGCCAGCCCCCCAGGCUGCAGCCUUGGCGCCCGGGGACCAGCCGCUUUCCUUCCGGAAGACCCCGGCGUCCAGAUCCGCGCCGUCCGUCACUUCCGUCCCGAACAGCACCCUCUCGGGGCUGCAGUUCCCCGCGGGCCACGUCGCCACUGCCGGGCCACAGGCCUGCGCGCCUCUGCCCACAUCCGCGGAACAGUCGCGCGAGGCGGCUCUGCAGCCCAAGGUGGACCUCCUGCUUCGCGAGAUGCAGCAGCUCAGAGGCCUUCUGAGCCGCGUGGUCCUGGGGUUCAAGGACCCACAGACCCUCCGCAAGUUUACGGAGACCGCCGAGACACCCAGUUCUCACGUCACUCUGAGCCCCGGAACCCCAGAGACCACUGUGGUGGAGGGCCGAGCGGACAGCUAGCGUCCUCUCUCCAGGCUGGGUUCCUCCCGGACCUCUCCUGCUCUAACUCUAGCAAACCAGAGCCACAUCUGUCAGUCACCCCUCGUGUUGCUGUGCUGUUUGCUUUAUUACUUAUUUAAGCAAAGACCCUGAAGUGUGGUGCUGUGGGUUUCCACUUUACUAGACAGCCUGUGGGCGACUUUGACCUUGCACAAUAGUUUCUGAGAUCAAACAUCCUCUCUCCUGUGUUCCUUCUUCUGUAACCCAGUAGAAGCAGACAGCUGUUGUCUACUUUUCCAGUGUAGAUGUGGGAGUUUUUUGUUGUUUGUUUGGGGUUUUUUUGGUAAUUGAAAUUGAGUUUAAUGAGCACUUUAGAACAUUUUAGGGUCAAGUUGUAAUUAAUCAUAAUGGAUUUAAUCUCAUAUUAAAACGGCUUUCAAAAUCCUA
Messenger RNA from Meriones unguiculatus (Mongolian gerbil), 1882 nucleotides. It is a transcript of the gene Fcrlb, whose product is annotated as Fc receptor like B. Lineage: Eukaryota; Metazoa; Chordata; Mammalia; Rodentia; Muridae. The transcript has 7 exons. The record is from RefSeq and is a predicted model, not a curated record. The coding region runs from base 170 to 1456 and encodes 428 amino acids. Gene Ontology annotation, biological process: cell surface receptor signaling pathway; negative regulation of immune response. Gene Ontology annotation, molecular function: transmembrane signaling receptor activity.